CCGAUCUCUCUUCUCUUCUGCCGUUGGAUCCGUGUGCUCCCUCUCCCAGUCUCCCUCCAGCCGCAUCCCCUUCUAGAAAUCAUACUCCCUCGAACGGCGGUGAUACCAAAGAUGGGCGGCGGCCACGGCAACAGCAAAGAUUUCGGCGCCGCAGCCUACUGGGACGCCCGCUACUCCUCCUCCUCCCACUCCACCGGCGGCAAGGACGGCGGCGGGUUCUUCGACUGGUACCAGUCGUACCAGGCGCUCCGACCGCUCCUCCGCGACUGCGUCCCCACCUCCUCCCGCGUCCUCAUGCUCGGAUGCGGCAACUCCCUUUUGUCGGAAGACAUGGUAAAGGAUGGCUACGAGGACAUAUUAAACAUAGACAUCUCAUCUGUUGUCAUCGAGCAGAUGAGUGAGAAGCACAUGGAUAUUCCACAGCUUACAUAUAUGCAGUUCGAUGUUAGGGAAAUGAGUUUCUUUGAAGAUGGAUCGUUUGAUUGUAUCAUUGACAAAGGGACAUUGGAUGCUAUGAUGUGUGGCGAUGAUGCCCCUCAUGGUGCUUCUAGAAUGCUAGCAGAAGUGGCAAGGCUUAUUAGGCCUGGUGGGAUUUACAUGUUGAUAACAUAUGGUGCUCCUAAGGAACGUGUGACACUUCUGAACCAAGUUGGAUGCCAUUGGAAAGUUGAGCUAUACAUUAUGCGAGCCUGCCUGGUCGUGCUUCAUGCCCUCGACCACGCCUCAUCAUUAAACAAUGGUAUUUUGGUCCUUUUUCUACCGUUGACCAUUGGAUUGUCAUCUAUUGAGUACUGGUGGCAUAUGCAACAACACGCAGACUAAACUGGCAGCAGCCACACCUGCAUACCAGCGGAAAUGGAUCAAUGAUGCUUCACACGCUACCAUGUGGAGAGUCGCGCUGACAGUGGAUGGCCAACUCCCACCUGAUUAUGUUCUUAAAGAUCCAGAUUCGAAUUUCGUUUACGUCAGUUACAAGUCAGACAUUGCGAAUGGAGAUAAUUUUGUCGCUUCUGGUCAAGAGGAAACCAUGAUUUCAAAAUGAUUUUUGUUUCUGAUCCUUGGUUUGCAUAGUGGAGGCUGUCACCAUUGGUUAUGAGAAUGCGCACCCUUUCGUUGCAUUUGAGGCCUGCGUGAGAUUAGUCAGUGCGUGCUUGUUAUUUGUUCUUGGAAGUUGGAAGAUUUAAGACAAAACUCUGAUGUGUUUCUAGCUUCUAUUAAAUGGAAGCGAACCUGCCGAGUUCUGUUUGCUUCACUUAGAAUGAGUAAAUUUCAUUUCUCUGCAA
Messenger RNA from Brachypodium distachyon (stiff brome), 1283 nucleotides. RefSeq names its product EEF1A lysine methyltransferase 4. NCBI's taxonomy places the organism in Eukaryota, Viridiplantae, Streptophyta, Magnoliopsida, Poales, Poaceae. The transcript is spliced from 9 exons. The record is from RefSeq and is a predicted model, not a curated record. Gene Ontology annotation, molecular function: S-adenosylmethionine-dependent methyltransferase activity. Bases 112 to 822 code for a protein of 236 amino acids.